AUGCGUGUUGCCGUCUCUUCGACCAUCGCCGCUGCGGCCAGCCUUCUGUCGCUGGCCAAUGCGAACACCACGCCAGUCUCCGACACGGACAUGAACGACUUGCUCAACGAGGGCGGUGUUUCUCUGGCGAUGAAGGCGGCGCCCAUGUUCUUCUUCGGACAAGCAUUGAACCAUCCUCCGUGCAUCCCUACCUAUGCCACGGACAAGAACAAUCAGCAGACGCCUCCCGCAGAACUAUGCAACUGGCCCAAUGCCGGCUGCAACUGCCGCACUCCCGGCGUGCCCAUUGGCAAUCCAUCGCCAUCUUUCCCCGUGUAUUAUUCGUACGAAAAGUGCACCGAUGCAGGCGUCCGCGUUCAGUAUUCUCUGUUUUACGAAAAGGAUGGAUUCAAUCCCGCCAAAAUCUUCGGUCACCACUACGACUGGGAGCGCGUCAUUAUCAUCUGGAAAAAGGCCGACGACGGCCUGUGGCGCCCGGCAGAGAUCAAGUUGUCGCAGCACAGCGGCUACCAGACUCUUGAGUGGGAUCAGAUCCAAAAUACCUUUAGCGACGACACCGCUGGUGAAAAGCUAGGCGGACCCAACGGACAGAAGAAUCUCAACCACGCCAAGGUCUAUGUUGCGUGGGCCAAGCACGAUCACCACAACGAGCGCAACACGGGCUUCAACGACCCUAUUUCGCAACUGACCAAUAACGCCUUCCGCUCCCAGGACUGGUGGUAUCUGCCACAGCGAGGUGACUAUAUCCGCGCCGACGGAGGGACUGAGAUUGGUAGACUGAUAAAAGGCAUGAACUGGGGCGACGCCAGCUCUAAUCCGGCCAGUGUCCACGACGGCCUCUGCCAGGCGUAA
Messenger RNA from Beauveria bassiana ARSEF 2860, 852 nucleotides. RefSeq lists its product as uncharacterized. The coding region runs from base 1 to 852 and encodes 283 amino acids. The record is from RefSeq and is a predicted model, not a curated record. NCBI's taxonomy places the organism in Eukaryota, Fungi, Ascomycota, Sordariomycetes, Hypocreales, Cordycipitaceae. The transcript has 5 exons.